CCCAAAAAAAAAACCGCCAAAGCUGAGUUUCCAGUUACAGUGAAACAAAACUCAAGUAAUCAAACAGAUCCACCUUCCUUUAAACACACGACAUAAUCCCAUCUCGCAAUUUUUCUUACAUUACACUCCUAAAUUUUCCUUACAAAACCCCUAUAAAUAAACCCUAAUUAACUUAAAUUUUCCAUGAUUUUUCGUUAAAUCAGAUGGAGAAUAUGCAGUACGCAGAGGAACUAGUUCGGGAAUUUCUUUUAUUCCGAGGCUUUACCAACACUUUACAAUCACUCGACACUGAAUUAUCAACGGAUAUUGGUAAAGGCUUUCAAAUUGAUAAAAUUAUAGAGCUGAUUUUCUCUAAUUAUAUUCCUAACUUACAAGCAGAUAAAUUAGUCAAUCUGCUUGGUUUCUUUAAGCAGUGUUUUUCGUGUUCUGCAUCAUUCGUUUCGACUUUAUCGAAAUUGGAAGUUUCGAUUAUUAAAUACUACAUUGUUUGCGCAAUUCAAUCCGGAAAAAAGGAUAAAGUUGUUGAAUUUUUUGAAAUUCAUGGGAAUGAUUUGCUUCACAAGAGUGCUGAUUGGACUCCUUGGUUUGCUAUUCCUUAUUUGAAAAACCCUAAAUUGGAUCCGCAAUUUCGUGUUUAUUUUACUAAAGAAUGGUGUGAUGCAUUGCGCCUUUCCGUGAGGAAUUUUUUCAGUGAGAUCUUCAAUGGUACUCGCAUCCCUUCCUUGUUAAAGAUCAGUUCGGAAAAGAACACGAUUAACCAUUUAAAGAAUGAUAUUAAGCAACUUAAUCUAAAGCUAUCCCAGCUUCAGGCUUUAUUGGAGGAGAAAGAAGCUCAGAUAGGCCGGUUAAGGAGUAAUGUGUCCGAUGCUGCAUCCAUAAUGGAUGCGGAUCAAGCUAAUAGUUCUCUUUCAUCAAAUGCUGUGCUUGAAGAAAAUCUUAAUCAUACUUCUGAAACUCGUGUGUCUACUUCACAAAAGAUGGGUGAAGUGGAGGCCUCUCAGGAAAGGGCUGGGGCUGGACCUGCCAACUCGGGCAAGUCCAACAUCACAAAUGAUUCAAAUUCUACAGGAAAUGAGACUGAAGAUGGUAAAACUUGUGAUACCAUUCAAAUGUCCCAUGGUGACCGUCAUGAUGAUAGUGGAAGAGAAACACUGUGUGAAGAAGAAUUCCCUGAAGUGAAAGUAGACUUCCAGGAGACAUUUUUAGGCCACUCAAGUCCAAUAAGUAGGUGCCGUUUUUCAGCAUCUGGGGACAAUAUAGCUAGUGCUUCUGUUGAUGGAACAGUCAGGAUUUGGACGUAUGACUCAUCAGCUUCAACAUCUAGAAAUGCAACCAUAUAUUGUGGGGCAGAGAUUAUGUCGCUUGAGUGGGAUUGUAAAUCUGACCGAUUGCUUCUCAUAGGCACUGCUGAUGGUGGUAUCAAAGCAUGGAAUGUUGAUGCAAAGCGUGUUGUUUGUGAUCUUAGUACAAGUAAAGCAUUUCCUAGUGUCGUGGAUAUAAAGUGCAGCCCUGUAGAACCAGUUUUUGUUUCUGCCGCUGCUUCCAAAAGGCAUGGCUCAGGCUAUCUUGACAGUUUGGGAUAUGCUUCCUUAACGGUGUGGAAUAUGAAGACAUGGAAAGCUAUGGCAGUUCUACCUCUUGGUGAAGAUCCACCUGCAAUUACUUCUUUAUGCUUCAAUCACAAUGGAAAGAUUUUGGCAGCUGCUGCAACUGAUGGAAUGAUCCACAUGUUUGACAUGUCUGCUGGUCUACAGAUUACUGGGUGGCCUGCACAUGAUUCUACUAUAAAUUCUAUUCUUUUUGGGCCAGAUGAGACGAGCAUUUUCAGUUUGGGUCAAGAUGGGAAGAUUUUUGAAUGGAGCUUGCAAAACCAAGGUCAUGUCCUUUGGUCAAGGAGCUGUAGCAGGUUCUGCAGUCCUGAGACCUCAAAACAUUGUAGACAUGAAAUGGCUUUGGAUGCGACUGGGAGGAGACUAUUGGUGACAUCUGGUGCAGUAAGAGCACCAAUAUAUCAGGCUCGAGGAUAUGGAAAUAGUUGGAGAACCCUUCCUCACACUGCAGCUAUAACUACUGUGGAUUGGCACCCAACUUUACCUGUUUUCUUGACCGGCUCCGCUGAUAACUCUGUUCGAGUGACUUCAUUUUCAUGACAAUCCCCUACUACAAUGGCUGUAAUUGCUCCUUUUUUUAUUUGCAGAAAUAGUAAUUAUUUGGUUAGUUAGGGCUUGAGUAAAACUGCUACGGCAGCUAAAAAAUGUUAUAGGUUAUAUUUACAUGGGCGUUGAAGAAGAAUUCUUCAAGUUUGAGAGUGAGUUGGGUGAGGUGGGAUAUGUUGUAACUUAAUUCAAUUUAUUUGUGUUUGUAUUAUUUGUGCCAUAGUCAUUUUCAUUUGCUGA
This is a messenger RNA of Mercurialis annua (annual mercury), 2396 nucleotides long. RefSeq lists its product as uncharacterized. Gene Ontology annotation, molecular function: protein binding. The record is from RefSeq and is a predicted model, not a curated record. NCBI's taxonomy places the organism in Eukaryota, Viridiplantae, Streptophyta, Magnoliopsida, Malpighiales, Euphorbiaceae. The transcript has 15 exons. Bases 204 to 2150 code for a protein of 648 amino acids.